GUGACAAAACAGCUCCCACGUCAGUAGGUGACACAGCAGCUGCCACGUGAGAAGGUGCCACAUCAACACUUCCCAUGGUAGCAGCCCCACGAUCGUGUCCACCACAUCGCCGCCCACCGCGUCUGCUGUUGGGUGACAUGGCAGAUGAGCAGCAGCAGGAGCCGUUCGAGGAGGACAUGACCUGCCCAAGGGACCACGUGGUGUGGAGUUGGGUGACUCCUGGGCAGAUGCUGCCGGGCAAUUCUCACGGGUCGAGAAGGCUGCGCUGCAAGAUCUGCAAUAAGGAGUACAAAGGGAACCGGAAGCGUGCGUGGGAACACUUCAUUCUGGCGAGGGCAUCAGCCAGGUGUUCGGGUUCGAACCUCUCCAUUUGGAAGAGGCUGCAUCGCAUCGGUGCGCAGCUGCCACCGGAUUUGCUCGCGAGGGUGCAGAUGGCGCUGGAGCAGGAGAGGGAUGACGACGACGACGACGUUCCCGACGUGGCAGGUGCUAGGCCUGCUGGUGAAAGGGGGGGAGGUGGGAUUGUUGAUCAGCAUGAGGAGUCACGGGGUGGGGAGGGCGAGGAGGGAUUGGAUGAGGGGAUGAGGGGUGUUGUGACAGGAGGAUCCGACGGUGGAGGGAGGCCUGGGUCCUCGCAGGCUGUCAUGCAGGUCGCCCGCACACGCAGGCCAGGGAGGCAGACGAGCAUCAAGAGGUACGCGAAGAACCCAAGGCAGGAGGAGAUUGAUGACUCCUACUGCAAGUUCUUCGUGGAGAACUCGAUCCCGUUCAACGCCGCCAAGAGCAGGAGCUUCAAGAAGUUCACGCGGGCGUGUUACGGACAACAACCUGCAGCGAGCCACCCUCUUGUGCCUACUGGGUACAACCCUCUCAGGUGUCGGUUGCUGGAUCGCCUUAACAAGAGGUUGCAGGAGGAGGAACAGGCGAUCCGUGACGAUUGGCAGGUCACAGGCUGCACGUUCAUAACCGAUGGGACUACAGACAUAUGUGGUCGAUCGCUUAUGAACUACAUCCUCGCAGGCCGGUCGAAGCCUAUUUUCAUCAACUCGAGGAUGUUAGCGAGGGGGACAAGGACUCCGCAGCCGUCGUUGCCGGAUGGAAGUGGUGGAGGAGCAGCAGGUGGAGGAGCAGCAGCUGGAGGAGCAGCAGGUGGAGGAGCAGCAGGGGGAGGAGGCGUAGGGAGAGGAGCAGCAGGUGGAGGAAGAGGGGGAGGAGGAGCGACAGGUGGAGGAGCACACAGAGGGCAUGCAACAGGGGGAGGAGCAGCAGGUGUUGGAGCACGAGAAGGAGCAGCAGGUGGAGGAGCAUCUAGUGGUGGAGCAACAGGUGGAGGAGCAGUAGGUGGGGGAGUAGCAGGUGGGGGAGCAGCAGGUGGAGGAGCGCGGGGACGGCGUGCAGCAUCUGAGCGAGGUGCGAGCGUUUUAUGGUUCCACUCGGCAGUCGCCUCUAGUCGGGCAGCAUGGAGCACAUGAUGACCGUGUAUGGGAUCCCCUCGCCUAUCGUGCUCAGCGAGGCAGAGGGAGGUCCGCUUCCGCCGUGCGA
This is a messenger RNA of Chara braunii, 1542 nucleotides long. The record is from the annotation of a GenBank genome assembly. NCBI's taxonomy places the organism in Eukaryota, Viridiplantae, Streptophyta, Charophyceae, Charales, Characeae.